AUGGGGCCCAGGACCCCUUUGCUUUCUUUUUGGGUUUGCACCUUUGCCAAGACAGGGAUUUUGUUCCCAGGAGGCACUCCCCGGCCCAUGGGAUCUCAGCAUUCAAAGCAACACAGGAAACCUGGGCCCCUGAAACGGGGCCACCGAAGAGAUCGGAGAACAACCAGGAGGAAGUACUGGAAGGAAGGAAGGGAGAUCGCUCGUGUCUUAGAUGAUGAGGGCAGCAACCUGCGGCAGCAGAAGCUCGAUCGGCAGCGGGCCCUGCUGGAGCAGAAGCAGAAGAAGAAGCGCCAGGAGCCCCUGAUGGUGCAGGCCAAUGCCGACGGGCGGCCCCGGAGCCGGCGGGCCCGGCAGUCGGAGGAGCAGGCCCCCCUGGUGGAGUCCUACCUCAGCAGCAGCGGCAGUGCCAGCUACCAAGUUCAGGAGGCCGACUCGCUUGCCAGUGUGCCCCUGGGAGCUGCCCGCCCCACAGCGCCAGCCUCAGCCAAGAGGACCAAGGCAGCCGCCGCGGCGGGGGGCCAGGGCGCGGCCUCUGGGAAGGAGAAGAAGGGGAGGCACAAAGGCGUCUCCAGCAGCAUGAGCUUCGAAGAGGAGGAGGAGGAUGAGGACGAGAACAGCUCCAGCUCCUCCCAGCUGAACAGCAACACCCGCCCCAGCUCUGCGACGAGCAGGAAGUCCAUCAGGGAGGCAGCCUCAGCCCCCAGCCCCCCAGCCCCAGAGCCGUCGGUGGAUGUUGAGGUCCAGGAUCUUGAGGAGUUCGUCCUGAGGCCGGCCCCACAGGGGAUCACCAUCAAGUGCCGCAUCACACGGGACAAGAAGGGCAUGGACCGGGGCAUGUACCCCACCUACUUUCUGCACCUGGACCGUGAGGAUGGGAAGAAGGUGUUCCUCCUGGCGGGAAGGAAGAGAAAGAAGAGUAAAACUUCCAAUUACCUCAUCUCUGUGGACCCAACAGACUUGUCUCGAGGAGGGGACAGCUACAUCGGGAAACUGCGGUCCAACCUCAUGGGCACAAAGUUCACCGUUUAUGACAAUGGAGUCAACCCUCAGAAGGCAUCAUCUCCUUUGGAAAGUGGAACCUUACGUCAGGAGCUGGCUGCUGUAUGCUACGAAACAAAUGUUUUAGGUUUCAAGGGGCCGCGGAAGAUGAGUGUGAUUGUCCCAGGCAUGACCAUGGUUCACGAGAGAGUCUGUAUCCGGCCCCGCAACGAGCAUGAGACGCUGCUAUCACGCUGGCAAAAUAAGAACACGGAGACUAUCAUUGAGCUGCAGAACAAGACGCCUGUCUGGAAUGACGACACGCAGUCCUACGUACUCAACUUCCACGGGCGCGUCACUCAGGCCUCCGUGAAGAACUUCCAGAUCAUCCACGGCAAUGACCCGGACUACAUUGUGAUGCAGUUUGGCCGUGUAGCAGAGGACGUGUUCACCAUGGAUUACAACUACCCAUUGUGUGCGCUGCAGGCCUUUGCCAUUGCCCUGUCCAGCUUCGACAGCAAGCUGGCCUGCGAGUAGAGGCCACCUCGUGCCCUCUGGGGUUGCCCAGCCUGGAGUGGAGCUGCCUGCCUGCGGAGACAGCCUUGCCGACCCCCUGUACAUAGGCCUCGUGCCAGGUGACCCUUUGGCUCUCAGUGGGCUCCUGGGCCCAGCCAUCCAGGUACUGGCUCCUGCGCCUCCACUGCUGAUGCAGAGGAGUGGGGGAUAUGAAGGGACCAGCGUGAAUUCUUUCUGCGCCCCAAGAUCAACGCCCCCACCCCCGACCCUUGGGUUGGUAUCCUGCUGCAGUCACGUUUGCCAAGCUGAGCAGCCUCUUCAGCCGGGGAGGCAGGAAGAGGUGUAGAGGGAGAGGAAGCACAGUGCAGGGCUGCGGGGCCGUGCACUCAGCCCAACUGUGAGGGGCCCAGUGAGUGUGUGUGUGUAAGUGUUAGGGCACACCUACUUUACAGAGCAGAGGGCUGGGGAGCCGAGCCUGGCCCUUACAACUACACAAAGUUCUCCAGCUUCAGAAGGCCUCAGCUGGGCCUGGGAAGAGUUACGGGCAUGGGGAAAGGUGAGUGGCAGGACCUUGCCAGGGUUGCAGGGGCCCGGCUGUGGCUGUGGGAAUUGGCUGGUGGCUAGGGUUUGAGCUCAUUUGAUUUCUCUGUGUGCACAGAGGCAGCAGGAGGCCAGCCCCCAAGGUCAGAUCUCUUAUAGAGGAUGGGGCCUGCAGGACGCAGGCUCAGCAUACAGGCGGCACGUGGGACAGGGCUGUUCCCCAGGAGCUCCCUGCUGAGCAGUCCCUGCACAAACCCCAUGAACCCCAGGACACCAGCCCCAGACUGCACACAGGUAGGCGUGCCUGGAGCUCCCGCCUGUGCUUCAGCUCCCACUGCAGUCAGCCUGGGCUGUGGUUGCUGAGGGACUGUAUGUGGUUCUUCUUAGCUGGGAAUGGGACAGGGUAAGGAGAGCAGGAAAUGUUUCAGAACCACAAAAGAUCUGAGAGAUCAUCUAGAAAGUAGGACUUGCCCUGGGUCACCUGGCUGGUUAGGGGCAGAGUUCGGAGUUUCAGCUCCCUUGUCCCCACCAUCCCCCAAGAAACUGCUCUCUCUAACCUUCCUGGGGCACAGUCCGCAUGCCCGUGCACCUGAUUCCGGAGACUUAGGGAUGUUCAGUGGGAAACUGGGCAGUUCCCUGCCGAAAGCUGCCUGGAUUUUUGCAUGUCCGUCUGAUAGUGACUGGCCUGUGCCUGGCUCCUCCCCGAGGGCAGGCCUCAGCAAGGCUGCUGCCCAUUUUGCUACCUAGGUGUGACGGGUGGGUUGUGGGUGUUCAGGGCUGCGCCUGACCUCUCCCUCCGCCGCCCUCCUCCGUGGAUGGUACCAUCUACUCUGACAACUUGGGAAGUCUUGCAUAUUUGUCAUUUACCCUGACAGAGGCUACUCACCCAGAUGGAGAUCGGAAAUCAGUGGGAAGCAAGCAAGGGUUGUUCCCCACUUCAGAGCAGAUGUGCUUGGAAAGACUACAUAGAAGUCGGUUUUUUAAGAAGUAAACAUGUUAGCAAGGCUCUGAGGUGAAGUUGUUCUGACUUCAGUGGGAGUAGUAUGCUCUCAUUUCCUGGUAAUCUGGGUUUUCCUACGUUGAGUGCUUAAAGCAAGACAUUCUUGUU
Molecule: messenger RNA, 3142 nt
Organism: Globicephala melas (long-finned pilot whale)
Lineage: Eukaryota; Metazoa; Chordata; Mammalia; Artiodactyla; Delphinidae
Gene: TUB
Product: TUB bipartite transcription factor
Biological process (GO): protein localization to cilium
Cellular component (GO): cilium
Source: RefSeq, a predicted model, not a curated record